AUGGUAGGUACAGGAGGUUCAGGCCAUCUAAACUGCUCAGUGACGGGCGGUCGUGGCGGAGGGGUCACGUUAAGUUGGCAGCACGAAGGCAGACCAUUACACGCGCCUCAGUCCCGCCUCAGUCUCGGUCCAGUUCGUUCACAUCACGCUGGUCUCUACCAAUGCACGGCACACGACCAUUCUGACUCCGCUGUUGCUGGUGCCGAGUUAGUUAUUGCUGACAGGCCACCACGGUUAGUAUCAACGUUCAGUGGAGCGGUGACUAGGAUCGGACAGAGCAUAGUCAUUAGGUGUGCAGCGACUGGCGUGCCUUCACCCCGUAUACUCUGGACUUUAGAUGACAGACCGCUGCCAGCUGCUCCCGACAAGUAUAGCGUUAAUACAAGGGCAGAAGCAAUGCCGGGAAAUGAGGAAGGGACAAUAGUGUCCACUUUGAGUGUAACUAUUAGGACUGCGGACGAAGGAGGUAGAUACGGAUGUAAUGCUACCAACUCGCAAGGAUCUCAUGCUCAUCAAGCAAGACUGAAUGUUUAUGGUCCUCCAAAUAUCCGAUAUUUACCAGCAUUACAUGUAAAGACUGACACAGACGUGACAAUAUACUGUCCGUAUUCCGGAUACCCGAUUAAAGAAGUAGUUUGGAAACGAGAAGAUGGGUCCAUUGUAGAAAGUAUUUUAGAAUCGAAUGAUGAACGAGGAGUGCUAAGACUAAACUCUGUUCGGAGUACGGCAGCAGGAACUUAUACUUGCGAAGUCAGAGCGGAAAGUGGGGAGCUUGCUCGACGAACUGUACGACUAGACGUCCAUAAGCCACCGAAAAUAGCACCGUUUCAAUUUCCCGAGGAACUCGAAGUGGGCGGUAGUACGCAAGCAACAUGUAGCCUGAUAUCGGGAGAUAAACCGAUACAGUUCACCUGGCACAAGGAUAAUUUGCCAAUCCCUUCAAUGUUAAAGGUGGAACAAAAAAACAUGGACUUUUUCUCCCUACUUAUUAUACAAGACCUAACUUCGGCACACAGUGGAGAAUACACUUGCAGAGCUACUAAUGAUUUCGGUGCAGUUAGCCAUAGCGCUUCACUGAUUGUCAAAGAAUCGCCGACAUGGGUGUGGCGAGCACAGAACACGUCGGUGUCUGCUGGGGCGGCCCUUCUUCUACCAUGCUCAGCUAAAGGACAACCUACGCCUAGAAUCUCUUGGGAGUAUUCCACAGACGGUGAUAACUGGCGUCACGUGCUCUGGGGCCAAUCAGAGGCGACUGAUACAAGUGGGGGCUCCAUACUGAUAGACGGCACGGUGUGGCUGAGAGCAGCCAGCCCUGAGCACGAGGGCUGGUACCGAUGUACGGCGCGCGUUCAGCAUUCCUUCUUACAUCAUUUGUUUUAUUUGGAUGUUAGAGAACCUCCAAGACUGAGCAGAAGUGGUAGUGGUGAGACUCGAUGGGUGGUGAGAGGAACGACUGCGAGGCUCUCCUGCACUGUCAGAGGGGAGCCUGAAAUUCACGUACAUUGGACACAUGACUCCAGGCCUUUGUCUUUACAUGGCUCCGGUGGUGUGGAAAAUAGGGAGACAAGUGGUGGUGCGAUGACGUCAGAGGUGACAAUACCUCACGCGGGACCUGAACACGCUGGCGAGUAUCGAUGUUUGGCGCGUAACCUGUACGGAAGCGACGAACUUGUGUACCGGCUUUUCGUUAAAGAGCGUCCUAGUGUACCAGAAGAAGUCCGAGUAUCCGAAGUAUGGUCCCGUAAAGCGCGUGUCACAUGGCGCGUCGCGCGAGGUGCACUCGUGUCGCACUACUCACUCCAAUACCGCGCGUUAACGCGCGAGUUGUCGCACGCGCCCCUCGAUGCACCGAUGCCAGCUCUCCUUGACAACUGGGAUACACAGGAUGUUCUCAAUCUAACACUGGCGAAUUCUGAUCUGCUGCAUGUAGCGUCCGAAGGGCCGGGACGUGCAGGCGCGUCUGUAGCCGGUUUGUCUCCCGACACGCGCUAUGCGAUGCGCAUGGCUGCGUUCAACGACGUCGGCGCCUCUCCAUAUACUACUCCAUUACACUUCACUACUAGAGAGGAAGCACCCGGUGGAGCACCUCGUGACAUUACCGUGCGGGCACUUAGGGCGCGGGAACUUCACAUUACUUGGCAGCCACCACCAAGAGAAACAUGGCACGGUACCCUCCUAGGGUAUACGAUUCGUUGGUGGGAAGUCUCAGAAGAGGGGAAGGGUACAUUGAGUGAUAGUCCAGGGUCGGAGUCGGGAGCCAGUGCUGAUGCCACCAGUACCACGCUGCGAGGGUUGAAGGCUGCAACGAGAUAUGGAAUAACUGUGAGAGCGUACAACGCAGCUGGUACAGGACCAUUGUCACCACCACAUUACCGACAUACUUUGGAGUCACCUCCAACUGGCAGUCCAGAAGGAGUAACCUGCAUAUCGAGUGGGUCCACAUCACUACGAGUGUCAUGGCGGCCGCCGGGCGUCGAAAACAGAGGAGGGCUCAUAACUCACUAUACUUUACAAUAUACGCGACGGGAUGCCGAUCCAAUGCUGCCCACACAAGACGCCUAUUUAAGGAUACAGGGUGAAGAAUCAACAGUUUCUCGAUUGACGCCGUACGCUGAAUACGAAAUCCGAGUGAGGGCGCACAAUGCUGCAGGGGAUGGUCCUCUGUCCGCCCCACAAGUUUGUAGGACUGAUGAAGAUGUGCCCAGUGCUCCAGGAGGGUUGAAAUUGAUAGCUCUGGGCGAAAGGUCACUGAGGGCCUCGUGGCUACCUCCUCCGGAACCCAACGGGAAACUUACGCACUACACGCUGUACGUCAAGGAUCUAUCGGGGUCACAAGAACCCAACGUGACCCGUGUGAACGCGUGCACAGAAGUCGAAGGAACUACUACGGAGUGCAUGCGCACGAUGCGUGGUCUCCGUGCAGGUCGCACGUACGAAGCGUGGGUCCGCGCUGCCACUGCCGCUGGGGAAGGUCCACCAUCACCUGCCGUCGCUUGCCAGACCAGCUCGUUGGCACCGGGUCGUAUCUCGUCAUUUGGUGGCGUGGCACUGGGUGCGGCGGGCGGGUCGCUGUCUCUUCGAUGUGUAGUGGGUGGUGCACCGCCUCCCGCCAAACGAUGGCUCCGAGCUGGUGCACCGCUGCAUCCCCGACCACCCUUCCAUCUUGAUGGAGAUGCAUUGCUUAUACGAGGUUUAGAGUUAUCACACGCCGACAACUACACAUGCGUGGCUGAGAAUCCACAUGGUUCCGACUCAGCAACAUGGAGAGUGAUAGUAUUGAGACCGCCGGCACCACCAGGACUAGCGUUACUUGAAGCAAGGUCCAGGGAACUAGAGCUUGAACUACGGCCAGCGCCAAGAUCACCUGGACAUGCCAUUCCUAAAACUUACAGCUUACAUUGGCGGUUAGCAACACCAGAGGGUGAAUGGCGGAUUCAAUUAGCCACUCCUGGCCCGGUAACAUUAUCUGGCCUUCGUUGUGGUUCCGCAUACAGAGCUUAUGGUUCCGCUGGAGGUGCUCCAGGGUCGGAAUUGGCUGUAAGGACUUCUGGAGGUCCACCCACUGCGCCUCCAGAUGCAAGGUGGAUAAGAGCUAAUGCCACCCAUGCAAGGUUUGAUACCAGUGCGUGGGGUGAUGGUGGCUGUGGACCAGUUGCUUUGAAGCUGGAGUGGGCAGGAUCUGGAGUAGCAGGCGCUAGAGACGUGCCUGUAGGAGGAGAAGUUAUAUUAGGAGGUCUAUCGCCGGGUUCUCGCUAUCGAGUAGCAGCGCGAGCGUCGAACGAAGCAGGCUGGACGCGUGAAGUAUUUGAAUUCGCGACGCAAGCGGCAGACGGCCAUCUUGCGGAAGAAGUUGACGCGCCGUUCCCGGCCACUGCAGGGGAACUCGCUCUAUUACUUGCAUUAUGUGCUGCAUUGUCACUGGCCGCACUUACUAUACUAGCCAUACUGUUGAGGAGGAAAAGGACUGAAGGGGCAGUAGCCCGAGUGUCGACUAAUGCUGAGAAACCAGCUUGUGGCACUUACAGAGCACCUCAACAUCAAGCCACGAAAUUACCCCCAGAUCCGCCAGAUGUGUACGAAAUAAGUCCAUACGCGACGUUCGCGGGAGGCGCGGGCGCGGUGUCGGGGAGCGGCGCGCGCGCGUACACGCUGCAGCUACGCGCGCUCGCGCGACACGACGACGACGCCGCGCCGCCGCAACACCCUGCCUGCUGCGACGAAGAAACGUGCGUAGACGCAUGCGACGCUCAGCGGCGACGGAGACGCCGACGACAUUAUUGCCCGGACCACGGUUGCUCACAAGAUUCAGGAAGUUGA
Spodoptera littoralis (African cotton leafworm) is the source of this 4317-nucleotide messenger RNA. The record is from the annotation of a GenBank genome assembly. Lineage: Eukaryota; Metazoa; Arthropoda; Insecta; Lepidoptera; Noctuidae.